UCUCCUGGCGCGCCGGCUCGGCUCCGCGUGGCUCCUCGCUCGCCUACACUAGAAAACGGAGACGUUCCCGCGGCCUCCUCGCGAGUGAUGUCCAGCGAUGUCAAGUGAGUGCUGAGGAUGUGACGGUGUUGGCCUGCCCCCGGCCUGCCCCUGGCCUGCACGACGCCGCUGCCAUGACGGCGACCGGGAUGCCCCCGUCGCCACCGAGGCCCAGGAUUCUCCACACCGCCGACGGCCGCCUAGACCGCCAUGCCAGCGCACACGACUGGUAGGCGAGGCAUGCUGCUGGUGCUGCUGGUGCUGCUGGUGCCCGUGCUCGCCAACUACCCCCUGUUCGAUGUGGCCACGCGGAUGCGCGUGCUGCUCGUGCCGCGCGACGCCGCCGUCGGCACCGUCAUCUACCGCCUGCGCGCCACCGACUCGGACUUCGACUACCCGCUGCACUUCGACGUCGGCGGCGAUGGAGCGCCGGGCGCCCAGGUGUCCGUGGUGCGGCUGGACAACCUGCCCUGCACGCGCAACAUGUCGUACUGCCAGGCCAACGUGGUGCUGGCGCGGCGCCUGGACCCCGGCAGGGUGUACGACGUGCGGCUGCGUGUCCGGGACUCCCGCGGCGACGCCACCUCCAUCGACGCCAUCGUGCAGCUGGGCAACAACACGACGCCCAUGGACUCGACGUUCCCGCGCAGGCCGGCGCUCAUCAUGGUGCCCGAGGACACGCGGCCGGGCACCGAGCUGGAGUACGUCAUUGUGCGCAAGAACCCCCGCAACAGCAGGCACGCCAUCGUCGAGCUGUGGGGGUCGCCGCUGUUCACGCUGGCGCAGCGACUGAGCUCGCGCACCGAGACCAACGCGAGCAUCAUCCUGGCCGGGCCCCUGGACUACGAGACGCAGGCCAUGUACACCCUGGACCUGUACGCGCUGGACCCGUUCGUGGAGCCGGGCCAGGACACGCGCAACAUCGCGGGCUUCCAGGUGGCCGUGGUCGUCGUGGACGUGCAGGACACGCCGCCCGAGUUCAUCGAGGCGCCGCCCGUCACGCAGCUCGACCCCAACCUCCAAGUGGGAGACGAGGUGGUCCGCGUCCGCGCCGAGGACGGCGACAAGGGCAAGCCGCGCCAGAUCCGCUACGGCCUGGUGUCCGAGGGCAGCCCCUUCACCACCUUCUUCACGGUGGACGAGCGCACCGGGUCCGUGACGCUGGCCAGGCCACUGCCAGAGCUCAUGUCCAUCGCGCGGCCGCAGCAGCCCAUCCUGCUGACGGUCAUGGCGGAGGAGGUGCGCACCAACGUGGCCGAGCCCCCCGCCAUGGCGUCCACCGUCACCCUGGCCCUGCUGCUGGGGCCGGCCGCCAACUCGCCGCCCUACUUCGACCACCCCAGCUACGUGAGCCGCAUCGCCGAGAACAGCCCCCAGGGCGCGCCACUGGUGUUCGGCGAGCCGUUCACCACGGUGGUGCGCGACGACGACCAGGGCAAGAACGGCGUGUUCUCGCUGUCGCUGGACAACAACAACGGCACGUUCGAGGUGCUGCCCGGGGUGGCGGAGCAGCGCGCCACCUUCGUGCUGCACGUGCGCAGCGCCAUGCUGCUGGACUACGAGAUCAACAAGGUGCUCAGCUUCAAGGUGGUGGCGCGCGAGCUGACGCCGGACUCGGCCCUGUCCGCCACCGCCGACGUGAUGGUGUUCGUGGAGGACGUCAACGACAACCCGCCGCGCUUCCUGGAGGCCGAGUACCGCGCCACCAUCCCCGAGAACGUGACGGCCGGGGUGCGCAUCGCGCAGGUGCAGGCCACGGACGUGGACACCGGCGAGUUCGGCCACGUGCGCUACACCGCCAUCCUGGGCCGCGUCAACGGGUCGCUGGCGCUCGACCCGGAGACGGGGGUCAUCACCGUGUCCAAGGACAAGCACGACUUCGACCGCGAGGUGGCGCCGGAGUUCCGCGUGGACGUGGAGGCGCGCGACGAGGACGGCGCCGGCCUGCGCGCCACCGUGCCGCUCAUCAUCCGCGUCCUGGACGUCAACGACGAGACCCCCAAGUUCGUCCGCGAGCCCUACGAGCUCAUCCUCGCCAACGACCGCGCCUCCUUCUCCUCGCCCGCCUUCCUGCAGGCCACCGACGCGGACGCAGAGCCUCCCAACAACCAGGUUCGCUACGAGAUUCUCAGCGGCAACCGCGGGGAGCACUUCGCCCUGGACAGGGAGACGGGCGAGUUCACCGUCAAGACGCCGCUCAGCCCCAGCGAGUCGGUCAUCACCGUCAACGUCCGCGCGUACGACCUCGGCGUGCCCCUGCGCUGGACGCACGGCAUGGUGCGCGUGUACCCGCCGGAGACCCGCACGCGCACCAUGGUGUUCAUCGUCCCCGGCGUCAACCCGGACCCCAAGGCCACGGAGGAGACGCUCAGCUCCCUCACCGGCGGCAGCGUCACCAUCAAGGACAUCCGGCCGUACGACGGCGAGGACAUGCCGGGGUCGCCGCCGGGGCCAAAGAGCCAGGUGACCGCCACGGUGCUGUACAACACGCAGUCCGUCGUGGACGUGGCCAGCCUGGAGAAGCGCCUCAAGGGCAACAAGACGGCCAUCAUGAUCGGGGAGAACGUGGUCAAAGAGUACCGCGCGGACAGCGGCAACGUGCUGUUCUGGGUGCUCAUCUUCUUCGCCGUGCUGUUCGCCCUCGCGCUGCUGGCCGCGCUGCUGUGCUGCUUCUGCCACGGCUGCCCCUACUACGCGGGCCACAGGAAGGGGUCGCGCGUGCACUCCGCCGAGAACGUGCAGCUGGUGAUGCACGAGCAGGCCGCCGGGGCGGACAAGGGGGUGCAAGCUGGUUGGAUGAACCGCCGGCAGGAGGCGUGGAGUGCGAGCGGCAGCGGGCGCGGGCCUGCAGGACAAGGAGGCUACCGCGGCGGCCCCGUCGAGUCCACCGUGCCGGGGCCGCGGCUCGUCCUGGAGCCCGCGUCCCUGCACGGCUCGCUCAGGGGCUCCCUCAGGGGGUCCUUGCGGGGCUCCAGGCCCAACUCGGCUACGCGGCAGCACCCCGUCAAGGUGAUGCCCCUGGACGCCGCGGCCCUGCAGCAAGGCCACCAGGCCCUGUACGUGGAGGACGUCGACGGCGGCGAGUAUCGCGUGCUGGACCCGUCGCGCAUCCUGGUGGCGCAGCCCAUGCACCGCGGCGGCGACGUCGGCGUGCACAUCACCAUGAACCAGGCGCCGCCGCCGCAGCAGCAGCCAACCAGAGAGCUGCGGCCGUACACCCACGUGGAGGAGCUGCAGCAGCAGCCGCAGCAACAGCAGCAGGGCAAGGACAUCAUCAUGAAGCGCUUCAUGGAGGACCAGGAGCAGCAGGCGUCGGACGGACUCAACAGCAGCUACCACGACAUGCUCAUGGGACAGGUGGCGGGGCUGAACGCGUUGCACAGCCUGAGCCAGGCCUCGCUGGUGCAGCAGUACCUGGACCAGCAGCGCGACGCGCUCGGGGGCGGCGCGGGCCGCGGGAACUCGCUGCUGCACCGCUUCCUGGCCGAGGAGGGUCGUCGCAACGCCGAGGCUCGGCAGCGCAUCAUGGCGGCGCUCGACCUCCAGGACACCCAGAGCCUGCCGCCCGGGCCGCUGCUCACCACGGCGGCCGCCACGCAGACCGACGUGGACUCGGCCACGCAGACCGAACCGCUGCACCUGCGGCCGCCGCGGCGCGAGGUGCGCUCCGACAACGACUCGCUGUCCUCGCUGUCGGACGACGACGACCUGGACCGCGGAGGGCGUCGUCGGGGAGGUCGCGGGGACAGCGGGGCGUACAGCGACCGCGAGGACCGCGGCGGCGGCCCGCGACGUCGCACCGCCUACCGGCGCUCGCACCAGCGCUACCGACGCUACCGACGCCGCAAGGACCUGCUCCGGCACAACAUCAAGACGCCCAUCCUGGAGGAGAACGAGAGCUCGUUCGAGGCGGCCGACCUGGUGCGGGCGCGCGCACGCGUGGCGCACGUGGACCAUUUCAGCCAGACGGACAGCCACGCGCAGGUGCAGGUCAACUCGUUCGAGCUGGAGCCCAUCAAGAGCCUCGUCAGCGUGUGCGUCGGCGACUCAGAAGGCUCGCCGGUGGAGAACGCGCCGGACACCGCGGCGGACUACUUCGAGGCCGACUCCCUCGACGGCCAGCUCGAGGCCGACGCGGCCUUCCAAGGCGCGGUCGCCGAGGCCGUGGCGGAGGCCCUGACGGAGCGAGCGCACCCCGCCAGCUACUUGGACUCGGGCUACUUCGACAUGGCGGCGCUGUCCGCCGUCAAAGACGCCGUGGCCGAGGCCGUGCGCGAGCUGGCCAACGAGAAGCCUUCGUCGCGCAGCCCCAGUCGCAGUCCACAGCCCAGUCCCGGCCACGGCGCGGCCUCCAACGCCCCCCAGAUGGACGAGCUUCGGCCGCCGUCGUCGCGCCCCAGCCGGUCGCGAGAGGGCCGCGAGGACGCCGCCAGCCCCGGCGGACCCAGUCGCAGUCGCAGCCGCGCCGAGUCGGAGGGCCGCGGACUCCUCGGCCACGACCUGGCCGCCUCGGACACCGGCCGACGCAUCCCGCUGACCGAGGUGGCGCGGCGCGUGAGCGACGAGGACACCAUCCGGCGCCUGCACGAGGAGGGCGUGCUCUCCGUGGUGGCGCCCGCCGAGCGCGCCGACCGCAACCCCGCCACCUCCGACAAGGGCGGCGCCUUCGACGACGACCUGGACUCCGGCAUCGGACCGUAUCCGAACUGGGAGACCAAAUCUCUCCAAAGCCCCAUCUUCCUAUGCAUGAAUUUAGGAAGGGGCCUGUCUACCUCUACUCAUGUUGGUCAUGCAGUUUGGGUGCAGCCCCUGAUGUCUCUUUUUUAUACCAUGCUACUUGUAGUGUUACCUAUCUACACAAAUUGA
Molecule: messenger RNA, 4905 nt
Organism: Thrips palmi
Lineage: Eukaryota; Metazoa; Arthropoda; Insecta; Thysanoptera; Thripidae
Gene: Cad86C
Product: cadherin-86C
Exons: 20
Coding region: 250-4905 (1551 amino acids)
Biological process (GO): homophilic cell-cell adhesion
Cellular component (GO): plasma membrane; catenin complex
Molecular function (GO): calcium ion binding; cadherin binding
Source: RefSeq, a predicted model, not a curated record